Messenger RNA from Bactrocera neohumeralis, 13245 nucleotides. It is a transcript of the gene kst, whose product is annotated as spectrin beta chain, non-erythrocytic 1. Gene Ontology annotation, cellular component: cell junction; cell projection; plasma membrane. The record is from RefSeq and is a predicted model, not a curated record. Lineage: Eukaryota; Metazoa; Arthropoda; Insecta; Diptera; Tephritidae. Gene Ontology annotation, biological process: actin cytoskeleton organization. Gene Ontology annotation, molecular function: actin filament binding; phospholipid binding.
GUUUAGAAUCGAUCGGUGCUGAGGACAUUGUCGACGGCAAUCCCAGAUUGAUUUUAGGUUUGAUCUGGACCAUCAUUUUGCGGUUUCAAAUACAGGAAAUUGAAAUUGAUGUGGAUGAAGAGAAUGAAUCGUCCGAGAAGCGUUCGGCCAAGGAUGCGCUGCUGCUUUGGUGUCAGCGUAAAACGCAUGGCUACCCUGGUGUCAACAUACAAGAUUUCACAUCGUCCUGGCGUUCAGGUCUGGGCUUCAAUGCGCUCAUACAUUCACAUCGACCCGAUCUAUUCGAGUACAGCACAAUUGUCAAUUCGAAGAACUCAAAUAUUGACAAUCUAAAUCAUGCCUUCGAUAUGGCCGCGUCGGAGCUGGGUAUACCAAGUUUAUUGGAUGCCGAAGAUGUUGACUCGGCGCGUCCCGACGAAAAGUCCAUCUUGACCUACGUGGCUUCCUACUAUCACACAUUUGCUCGCAUGAAGAACGAACAAAAGAGCGGUAAACGCAUUGCCAAUAUUGUGGGACAGUUGAUGGAUGCUGACCGCAAGAAAAUCUACUACGAACGUCUCACUACAAAUUUGCUGAGUUGGAUUAGACAAAAAACGUUGGAACUGCAGCAGCGAGAUUUCCCCAACUCAUUGGAGGGCAUACAACGUGAAUUGCUGGCAUUCAAGGAAUACCGCACGAUCGAGAAACCGCCAAAAUAUAAGGAACGCAGUGAAAUCGAAGCGCUUUACUUCACCAUCAACACACUGCUGAAAGCGCUCAAUCAACCGCCCUACAAUCCACAAGAAGGUCAAUUGGUGAACGAUAUCGAGAAGGCGUGGCAACAGCUCGAAUAUGCCGAACACAAUCGGGAGGUGGCAUUACGCGAGGAGCUGUUGCGUCAAGAGAAACUCGAGCAGCUCAAUUAUAAAUUUGAGAAGAAAUCUGUGUUGCGCGAAGGUUAUCUCAAAGAGAUGAUACAAGUGCUCUCCGAUCCGCGCUACCUGCGACAAGUCGAUGCGACACUGAAGAAACACGAAGCCAUUUCGGCGGAUAUAUUGGCGCGUGUGGAGCGUUUUAACGAUUUGACAGCUAUGGCCAAUGAGUUGGAGCGUGAAAACUAUCAUGGCAAAGAGCGAGUGAAGCGACGCGAGGCUGAGGUUAUGGAGAAGUGGCGCAAACUAUUGGAAUUGCUUGAGAAUCAACGUUUGAAUUUGUCACAAAUGAGUACGCUGAUGAAUUUGUUGCGUGAAAUCGCCAGUACGACCGAAGCGAUAAAAGAGUUGCAAACACAGUUCGCAUCCGAAGAUGUCGGUCCGCAUUUGCUGGGCGUAGAAGAACUGUUGCAAGCGCAUUCAUUGCAAGAGCUGCAAGUGAACACUUAUGGUGAAACGCUGAAACGCUUCAAUCGUCAAGCGCAACCGUAUAAGACAUCCGAACAAAAGGAUGCCGCGUUACUCGUGCAGAGACUUGCGGAGCUCGAGGAGGCCUAUGCAAUUUUGCUGAAGUUGUGCGCUAAGCGUCGCGCUUACCUGGAGGAAGCGAGAAACUUUUAUCAUUUCAUGGAAGAUUACGACAACGAGGAAGGCUGGCUGGUGGACAAGCAACGCAUCUGCAAGACCGGCAUUACAGCGAAGGAUUUGCGUGCCGUACUUUCGCUACAGCAGAAACACAAAGCGCUCGAGGAUGAAAUCAAAGUGCGCAAACCGAAGUCCACACAAAUGUUGGACGCAGCCAAGAAGCUCAUUGCCGAGAAGCAUCCACGUUCGUCCGACAUUAAGAGUCGCAUCGAGUCCUUGGCCGAACACUGGAAGGCUUUGGAAGAGUUAGUGGAAUUGCGGCGACGUCAGCUGGAGGAUGCGGCCGAAGCGUAUCAAUUCUACACCGACGCCAACGAGGCUGAGUCGUGGUUAAAUGAAAAAAUGGCGCUGGUGAAGUCAAACGACUACGGUAAUGACGAACCUUCUGCACAGGCGUUGCUACAGCGACACCGCGAUCUGCAAGGCGAAUUGAAUGCUUAUUCCGGCGACAUACUUAACUUGAACCAACAGGCCGAGAAGCUUAUCAAAGCUGGCAUCUGCACACUUGAGCUCUCAGCAGCUGAGCCUGAAAUGCCCGAAAUCGAGCAGGAGGAAUGGGUUAACGAGACGCGACUCGUGCCAAAAGAAGUGUGGGAAGAUGAAUGGGUGGAGAAGUUGGAACACAAGAAAGUUACCGAAAUGAAAAUGCUGCCACAUGUGCGUUCAAUGUUCCCCUUCGAGGGUCAAGGUAUGAAAAUGGACAAGGGCGAGGUGAUGUUGCUCAAGUCGAAAACGAACGACGAUUGGUGGUGCGUGCGCAAAGAAAACGGUUUGGAAGGUUUCGUGCCGGCCAAUUAUGUGCGUGAAAUCGAACCACGUGCCGUGCCGUGCAUUGUGCCGAAGGCAGAGAAAGUCAAAACACUACAAAAAGUGAAGAAGACGAUCUUAGUGCGUCAAGUGGUGCCCGUGAAACGUAUCAAACCAGCUGCCGUGCCACCCAAACCGCUAGUGAAGCGACGCAUCUCCUCCAACAGUAUUAACGAAAAUGCCGACAGUGUGGAAAAACGCCAAAAACGCAUUAACAGCACAUACGACGAACUACAAGAUACAGCGCAAAAGCGACAUGCGCUACUCGAAGACUCAAUACAUCUCUUCGGUUUCUAUCGUGAAUGUGAUGAUUUCGAGAAAUGGAUGAAAGAGAAGGAACGCAUCAUCAACUCCGAUGAUGGCGAAGGUGUGGAGAAUGCAAAACGUAAAUUCGAAAAAUUCCUUACCGAUCUGUCAGCGGCCUCGAAGCGUAUUGAAGAGAUCGAUGGCGCUGUUGACAAUUUCCGGCGCCAAGGUCACUCACAGUUGGACAAAAUCAUUGCACGUCAGCGGCAGAUACAUCAAAUCUGGCAGCGUCUUAACAACGCGAAGGCGCAACGUGAGAAGAGUCUCGAAGGCGCCUCCAGUGUGGACUUGUUCAAUCGCACAUGUGAUGAGGCUAAGAUUUGGAUGAACGAAAAGAUGUUACAGCUGGAUACAGCGGUAAUUAGUCCUGACCUCAAAACGGUACAGGCACUGCAGCGACGUCAUCAGAAUUUGGAACGCGAAUUGGCGCCCGUCGAGGAGAAGGUGAACCGCGUCAACUAUUUGGGCAAUUCUGUCAAGAAUGCCUACCCAGCCGAGCGAAAUAAUGUGACAGCACGACAACAAGAGGUCUUGGAUAUGUGGAAGCAGGUUCAUGGCAAAGGUAGUGAACUGCGUGCGCGCAUUGAGAGCGCUGUCGGACAGCAAAUAUUCAAUAACAGUGCCAAAACCUUGCUUGCUUGGAUCGAUUCGGUUAAGGAUCAAUUGAAUGCCGACGAGUCAGCGCGUGAUGUUGAAACAGCCAACAAUCUUUUGAAAAAGCACAACGAUCUUGGCGACGAUAUUAAAGCACACGACAACGAAUUUGUCGAGGUCAUUAAUUUAGGCAAGCAACUAUCCGAUGGAAAACCGAACAUGGAAGAAACCGUUAAGAUUAUUGAGCGUCUGAGGGCAGAACAAGACGCUAUACAUCGCGGUUGGGUGGAGAAGCAGAAAUGGUUACAGCAAUGCGUUGAACUACAAAUAUUCAACCGGGAAGCAGAUAAGAUCGAUGCCACCACGAAGAGUCACGAAGCUUUCCUCGAAUAUAACAAUUUGGGUAAUUCGCUCGACGAAGUGGAAGCCAUACUGAAGCGACAUCUUGACUUUGAGAAGAGCUUAAUGGCACAGGAUAAAAUUCUUAAGGGUUUCUCCGACAAUGCCGAUAAACUAAUUGUCAACGAUCACUAUGAUAAAAAAUACAUUGACGAUAGACGCAAUCAAGUUUUGGGCAAGAGAAAGGCGGUCGAGGAUCGCGCUUUCGAACGCAAACGUUCGCUACAAGCUUCGAAGGAUUACCACAAAUUCGCCGCAGAGGCAGACGAUCUCGCCGUUUGGCUGAGUGAUAAAACCAAAAUCGCCGGCGAUGAGAGUUAUCGCGAUCUUAGCAACUUACCGCGUAAACUGCAGAAACACAAAGCUUUCGAGCGUGAACUACGCGCCAACGAGGGUCAGUUGCGUAAUGUGAAUAAGGCUGGUCAAGCCUUGAUAGCGGCGAAUAAUCGCAAACCUGCUGUGGAAAGUAGAAUGGUUGACUUGAAUCAGAAAUGGAAAGAUUUACUGCUGCUCUCCGAAGAUAAGGGACGCAAACUGGAGCAAGCAGUGUCACAGCGCGAACACAAUCGCGCUAUCGAUGAUGCCAAACAGAAGGUCGACGAAUUGGAUGCCGCACUCAAGAGUAAAGAUGUUGGUAACGAUUUGCGUAGCUGCAAGGAUUUGAUCAACAAACAUCAGCUACUCGAAUCUGAGAUAACGGUGUGGGAACAAAAGAUCGUCGAACUUGUCAGUACCGGCGAUGAAAUGGCGCAUGAGGGUCAUUUUAAUGCCGUGCACAUCAAGGACGAAACAAAGGAUAUACAAAAUCGUUUCAAAUUACUACGCGGACCAGUACAGAAGCGGCGUGAAGAACUUGAAGAAAGCUUAAACUACCACAAGUUCGUCUUUGAAUUGGAUACCGAAUUCCAAUGGAUCAAUGAUCAUAUGCCAGCAGCUAAAUCAAAGGAGUUGGGUCAAAACCUGCAUCAAGCACAGACGCUAUCGAAGAAACAUAAGAAACUCGAAGCCGAAAUUAAGGGACAUCAGCCGAUGAUCAACAAAGCUUUGCAAGCGGGACAAGCGCUCAUUGCACAAAAGCAUCCCGAAAAAGAGAAGGUGAGCGCAUUGUGCGGCAAGUUGGAAGAUGCCUGGGCCGAUUUGGAAAGUAAUUCGAAUGAUCGCAGCAAGAAACUGGAGAUGUCAUUGAAGGCGCAGCAGUACUUGUCCGACGCCGGUGAGAUUGAGUCAUGGUUGGGUGAGAGAAGCAAUGCAUUGCGCUCCACCGAGUAUGGGCGUGAUCGCGAUUCCGCAGCUAAAUUGCUGACCAAACACAAGACAAUCGAACUGGAGCUGGACACGUACUCUGGCAUUGUUACCGAAAUGGGGCAUAAUUGUGCCGCCAUGGUAGCCGCCGGACAUCCGGACAGUAAAAUUCUUGCUGCGAAACAACAACUCAUCGAGAAAAUGUUAAAAUCCCUACACAAAUUGGCAUCACAACGGCAAAUGCGUCUGAUGGAGAGUCUGUACAUGCACGAAUAUUUCUUGGAAUCGGACGAAGUGGAGCAAUGGAUAAGAGAACAAGAACAGGCAGCAUCAUCCGAAGACUACGGACAAGAUUACGAACAUCUGCAGCUGCUGCAAAAUAAGUUUGAUGACUUAAAACAUCGUGUUGAAGUGGGUUCCGAUCGUGUGAAUCAAUGCGAAGUAUUGGCGAAGAAACUUAUCGAUACCGAGAGCUCCUACGCCAACGAUGUGGAGAAACGCCAGGAACAACUGAGAGAUUCCUGGGAGAACCUGUUGCAAUUAUUAAAUCAACGCGAGCAAAAAUUGCACGCCGCCGGUGAAAUACAUCGUUUCCAUCGUGAUGUUGCCGAAGCGCUCUUCCGUAUACAGGACAAAAAUGCUGCGCUCUCCUCAGAGCUUGGCAAAGAUUUGAACUCAGCUUUGGCGCUGCUGCGUAAACAUGAAGGUUUCGAGAAUGACCUCGUCGCAUUGGAAGCACAAUUGCAGGUGUUAGUUGAAGACUCGGUACGUCUACAAGCGAAAUAUCCUUCGAACGCCGCAGCUAUCGCACAGAAACAAGAUAAAGUUGUCGCCGCUUGGAAUGACUUGAAAGAGCGUUCGGGUGCGCGCAGCGAUCGUUUAGCCGCGAGCUCGGAUUUGCAAUCCUUCCUAACCGAUGUGCGCGACAUAAUGUCAUGGUCGUCGAAUUUGCGCGCGGCGCUACAAGCUGAAGAGCAUGUUAGCGACGCUGCUGGCGCCACAGCAUUGAAGAUCCAACAUGAUGCUAUUUAUGGUGAAAUUGAGGCGCGUGAAGAUAAAUUCCGUUACUUGAAUGAAUUGAGCGAUUCAAUGGUGCAGACAGGGCAUUAUGCUGCCGCCGAAGUUGAGGAAAAAUGUUCAGCCAUGUUGGACGAACGUCAAAAAUUGCAUGCCGCUUGGAAUAAGAAAAAGAUUAUGUUGGAACAGAAAAUCGAUUUGUUCUGCUUCUUGCGCGAUGCCAAACAGAUCGAUAAUCUUUCGAGUUCACAACAAGCGGCACUCAGCAGUUCCGAUUUCGGUCAAACCGUCGAGGAUGUGCAGAACCAGAUAAAGAAACACGAUGAAUUCGAGCGACUUAUUCAGACCCAAGAAGAGAAGGUGGCCUUAUUGCAGGAACAUGGACGUAAAUUGAUAGAGCAGCGUCAUUAUGACAGCGCAAACAUCCAAACCAUCUUACAAGGUGUGUUGGCGCGUAGACAAAAGGUGAAAGAUCUCUGCGCCGUGCGUCGUUACAAACUGGAAGAUGCGCUACUGUAUGCACAGUUCGUGCGCGAUUGUGCCGAGGCUGAAUCGUGGAUAAACGAGAAGAAAAAGAAACUGGAGGCGGAUGGCGCCGGUUAUGCAGAAGUGUCCAACUUGGAUGAGAAGAUAAAGAAAUUGCAAAAACACCAAGCAUUCCAAGCCGAAGUUGCGGCCAAUCAGGGACGCAUACAAGAGAUUCAAGAAACUGGUUUAAUCCUCUUGACGAAGCAACAUGAAUCUUCGAAGGAGAUAAAACUAGCCGUAGAACGUGUAGUUGCCGCCUGGAAGAGUCUACUCGAAGAGUUAGAUAACCGCGGACGUGGUCUCGAUGAAGCACAGGACAUACUCGAGUUCAACAACCAGUUAGAUAAAAUUUCUGCUUGGAUACGCGAUAAGGAAAUGAUGAUACAAGCCAGUGACACUGGUCGCGAUCUGGAGCACUGCAAUGCGCUCACACGCAAAUUGGACGAUGUCGAUUCCGAUAUGCGCGUCGACGAUCAACGUGUCAAGCACAUCAACAACUUGGCCGACAAGCUUAUCAACCAAGGCGAAGUACCAGCCGAAACGAAGAAUAUUGACAAACGUCGUCGCGAUUUCAACAGCAAGUGGCGUGACCUACAAGGUGCACUCAGCGCUUACCGUGCGCUACUUGGCGAAGCAAAUGAAAUUCACGUCUUCAACCGCGAUGUCGACGAUACAGCCGAUCGUAUUGCCGAAAAAGCCUUGGCCAUGAGCUCUGAUGACACUGGACGUGAUUUGGCAGCCGUCGAGACGCUGAUACGUCGUGAAGAUGCAUUAGAGCGUGACAUGUCGGCGGUUAAACAAAAAAUAGGUGAACAUGAGCUUGUUGCGAAGACGCUACUCAAACGUUAUCCCGAUCGCUCGAAGGUUAUUGAGCAUAAAAUCGAUGAAUUGCGCGCAUCUUGGCAAAACCUUGAAGAUUUAUCUAUCAAACGACGCUCCAUACUCAAUGACGCCUAUCUGGUGCACAAAUUUGUAUCCGACGUCAAAGAGCUGGAGCUUUGGGUUAACGACAUGAUCAAAAAGAUGAACGCCGCUCAAGCGCCGAUGACUAUAAGUGAUUGUGAGACACAGCUGGAGUUACAUCAGGAACGCAAAGUGGAGAUCGACGGACGUGACAAGGCGUUCAAAGAUUUGAAGGCGCACGGUGAAACACUCAGCGGUAUGGAGAAACCUGCUAAUGUCAAGCAAUACUUAACGACUCUGGAGGAGCUACAUAAGACAUUGCACGAAGCGUGGAAUGAACGCGCCAGAGAUUUAACGGAGGCACAUCAGCUGCACUUGUUCAAAGCACAGGUGGAGCAAGUCGAGAUCUGGUUGGCCAACAAGGAAGCCUUCCUCAACAACGACGAUUUGGGUGAUUCAUAUCCCGCAGUAGAGCGUCUGAUCAAGAAGCACGACGCAUUUGAAAAGCUAUUGGACUCAGAUAAUGUAUCGGAAUUGCAAAACUUUGCGCAAAGCAUUUUGGAAGGUGAUCCGAAAGACGGUGAUGUGAUUAGAGAAAAGUUGAACUAUAUCUUGCGUCGUAAGGAGAAGCUCAAUGCCUUGUCACUGGAACGUAAACAAAAGUUGUUGCAGUCGCUGCAAUUACACGAAUUCCUGCGCAGUCUCUACGAAAUCGAUCGUUGGUUGGUGCAAAAGAUGCAAGUGGCUUUGGAUGAGAACUAUCGCGAACCAAACAACUUGCAGAGUAAAAUACAAAAGCACACCACAUUCGAUAGUGAGCUGUUAACGAAUACAUCACGUGUACAGGAGGUAAUUAACGAGGGUGAGCGCCUCAUCCGAGAUGAACACUUUGCCAAGGAGGAAAUUGCCCAACAACUCAAGAUGUUGGAAAGUGAUUGGAAUAAAUUGAAGGCCGCAUCCAAGGAGAAGAGAGAGAAACUUAAUCAAGCCUACGAGGCGCAAGCCUUCAAUCGCAGUCUCGACGAAUUCAAUAACUGGAUGGACGAAGUUGAGUCGCAUUUGUCGAGUGAAGAUUACGGCAAGGAUUUGGCUACCGUUAAUCAUUUGAUUAAGAAACACGAACGUCUCGAAGCCGAUGUCACACACCACAACGAGUUGGCCGAUCAAAUCAAAGAAACCGAUGAGAAAUUCUUCCAAGCCGAUCACUUCCUUAAGGACGAAAUACACGAUCGCGCUAUGACAGCCAUUAAACGUUAUCGUACUUUACACGAACCCAUAGCCAUACGCCGUGAAAAUCUUGAAGAUUCUUUGAGUCUGCAACAAUUCUUGCGUGAUGCUGAAGACGAACUGCAAUGGCUUACUGAGAAGGAGGCGAUCGCCAAUUCACAAGAUUUGGGUAGCAGUCUGAUAGCGGUUCAAGUGCUACAGAAGAAGCAUCAAGGACUUGAGGCAGAAAUACUUUCACAAGAACCACUAAUUAAGGCGUUACUACAACGGGGUCAGCAAAUGAUACGCGAUGAUCAUUUCGCUAGCGAACAGGUGCAGUACAAAUGCGACCUGCUGCAAAAGAAACUCGUCAAUCUACGCGACAUGGCCAGUAUACGCCGUUUGCGUCUAUUAGAUGCCGUGGAGAGUCAAAUGUUUUAUGUCGAAGCAAAUGAGGCGGAAGCUUGGAUACGUGAAAAGCGCCCCAUACUUGCUUCCAGCGAUUAUGGACGCGAUGAGACUUCCGUGCAGUCACAUCAGAAGAAACUCGAAGUUCUGCAACGCGAGCUAAUUGCAUUUAAGGCUUCGAUUGAGAAGGUCAGCAAGCUGGCACAUGGUUUAGUCGAACGUAAUCACUUCGAUAGCGCCAAUAUAACCACAAAGAAUGACACAGUGAAUAAACAAUACGAGGAAUUACUGCGUCUGGCUAAAGAUCGUGAAGUGCGUUUAAGCGAAAGCAAGAAGUUGUUCGAGUACAUGCGUGAGGCUGAAGAUUUGCAUGAAUGGAUUGCCGAUCAAAUGGCAGUUACGGCUUCUGAGGAUUAUGGCGAGGAUGUGGAGCAUGUGGAACAGUUGAUAUUGGUUUUUGAGUCCUUCGUCUCCAAUUUGAAUGCAAACGGUGCACGUGUACAAGCCUGUAUUGAUCACGCCGAUGAACUUAUUAAAGAAAAUAAUCCAUACCGUGCUUCGAUCAAAACCAAGCGAGAUGAGACCAAACAACUGUGGGAAGAAUUGAAGGAUCUAGUCAAUGCACGUCAAGAUGCGCUGGCCGGUGCGAAACAAGUGCAUGUCUACGAUCGGGUUGCCGAUGAAACGAUUUCACUUAUUAACGAGAAAGAGGCUUCACUUAUCUCCGAGGAUUACGGCCAAGAUUUGGAGAGCAUACAAGCUUUGAGUCGCAAACACUCCGUCUUCGAAGGAGAACUUAUCGCCAUUAAGGAACAGGUCGAUGCCGUGCUUGUCGAAGCAACGAAGUUGGGCGAAAUCUAUCCCGAUGCCAAGGAACAUAUCGAGGUCAAGCGCGACGAGACUGUUGAAGCUUGGACCGAUCUGAAGGAGAAGACAAAUGCACGCAAAGAAAAAUUACAACAAGCCGAACAUUUGCAGUCAUACUUCGAUGAAUAUCGUGAUUUGAUUGCCUGGAUCAAUGAAAUGUUGGCAAAGAUCACAGCGCCAGAUUUGGCGACGACAGUGGCGGGCGCCGAGUCGUUGUUGGCCAGCGUGAAAGAACAUCAUGCCGAAAUACAUGCACGCGAUGAGACUUUCACCAACUUCACAGCUAACGGACAGAAAUUAAUUAAUGAGAAGCAUUUCUUGGCGCAUGAGAUCGAAGAAAAGAUACAAGUGCUGCAACAACGACACGAACUUCUCAAAAAUACGCUGCAGCAACGCAAGGAAAUUUACGAACUCAAUUUGGACACACAAAUCUUCCUCAAAGACGCUGAGAUACUCGAGAACUGGAUAAUCAGUCGCGAACCAUUGCUGAAGGAUGCCAAACUGGGCGACUCCAUACCGCAGGUUGAAGAUUUGUUGCGUCGUCAUCAGGACUUCGAGAAGACAGUCGCCGCACAGGAGGAGAAAUUCCAAGCUAUCAAGCGCAUUACAUUGCUGGAGCAACGUUUCCGCAAACAAGUCGAAAGCGAGAAACUAGCCACAAAAGAGAAAGAACGCUUAGAGAAGGAACGUCUGGAGAUGUUGAAACAAAAGGAACUGCAGCGACUUAACGAUGAGCGCCGACGCGCCGAAAAGCAAUUGGAGAAUCGUCAAAAUGCCGCGGCACAAGAGAAGACACCCAUCUUCUCAUCGCCCAUGGUCACCGUGAACACCAACAAUGCGCCGCAAUCUCCAGCCGUUGCUGUCACAACACCACUGCGUUCACCCUUCGACGAGGAUCAGUACUCACUGCAGAAGAGCAGCUCCAGCAGCAUGUUCGGUGAUCGCUUACGUCGCGGCUCCGACACGAAUGUUAAACGUGCCGAAAGCAUGAAAGUGCAACAGAAGCCACCGAAACGUACACCAUCGUUCACCACACGUCGACGUGCACAAUCGUUCCGCAAGAAUCAAAAGGGCGAAGGUUUCGAUCUGCCACCAGUCGAAAUACAAGGCAUGCUGGAACGCAAGCAUGGCUUACAAUCCGGUGGCAAGAAGGCGCCCGUACGCUCGUGGAAGCAAUUCCAUACAGUGCUGUGCGGCCAACUGCUGUGCUUCUUCAAAGAUGAAAACGACUUUCUGCAACAGAAGACCGCCAAUGCGCCCGUCAACAUACUCGGCGCCAAGUGUGAACGUGCCGAAGACUACACGAAGAAGAAGUAUGUGUUCAGGCUAAAAUUGCCCGAUGGUUCUGAAUUCCUCUUCGAGGCGCCAUCAUUGGAAAUCAUGAACGACUGGGUGCGUAAGAUAUCAUUCCAUGCUAGUCUGCCACCAAAUCUACAGCUGCUGAGUUACGACGAAUCCAUGAAGCAACAGUCUAACAGUUUCCCAGACAUCAAAAUCGCCAGCGCUCAGAUCGAGUCGCCGGUCAGUUCGCGCACUUCAUCGCCCGACUCCCAACGACGUGCCAUCUCGCGCAAUGAUUCGAUUAAUAGCGGUAUGUCCACCAGUUCGGCGACGCCGCAAAUGAAUUUCCUGCAAAAACAAAUGCAACAACAACAGCUGCAACAGCAACUACAGCAAAGGACGUCACCAUCCUCACCAACGGCACCAUUUGGUUUCGAACAGAAGCCACCAAUACCACCACGCGGUGCGCCACCACCAGUACCAAACCGUCAGAGCACCGAGAAUCUGGUCGUGCUGCGAAAUCGCAACAACUCCAGUAACGAUUUAAGCGAAUCCAGCUUCGGCAGCAGCUCUUCACGUUUACAAUCCGCCACGCUACCCGCAGGCCUUUCGGGCAUACAAAACGGCUCAAAUGACGACAGCGUUGUGCUCAAGCGCAACAGUGAGGCUAGACAAUCAGAAAAUCCUCCACCUUUGCCUACAACCAUGCCACCUGUAGGAAGCGCCCAUGCUCACCAUCCGCAAGUACAACAACGCAUAAACGCCUUGAAUGCAGCCGCAAUGCAACAACCACAACAACAGCAACAACAUCAUCAACACCACCAUCACCAACAACAACAACAGCAACAGUCGGAGCUGCACCAUUCGCCGAGCAAUUAUAUGCGCAGUCAACAGCAGCUCAUGUCGCGCACGCCCGUGGCCGGCGGCCGCACGGAUGCCUCACGCAAAUUCAUUGAGGUCGAGUCUAGCGGUAUUGGCAGCUCGCCGACGGUCACCGCCGCCAAGCGCACGGUGCAUACAACAAUUUCGACCAGCUCGAAUUCAAGUGGCGGCAGCAGCAGCAACACCAACUCGAAUGUCAACAAUAAUAACAACAACGGCUGGGGCACAUCACGCUUCGAGGGCAAUCGGCCAGUUUCAUUGCAACCGGACUCCAUAAGCUUCUCGCGCGUUUCGGCGGAAAGCUCCAGCGAGAGCGAGGCGCAAUCAAUCUCCUCCGUAUCCGGCGUUAAGGGCAGCAAAAGCAAAGAGGAACGACGCAGCGGCAUGUUCCGCAUAUUCGGCCGCAAAGGUGGCGACAAGGAAAAAGAAAAGGAUAAACGUCGCUCCAACCAGGCACCAUGGAAUUAAACGAAUAAUUUCACAAAAGUAAAACAAUUGUAAAUUAUAUGCAAAAUGCAUGAAACGAACGAGCGUUACAUGAACUACACACACACUCAUAUAUACAUAUAUACAGACAACAGUAACGAGCGAAAGAAAAAUUAUGAAUAAUUAUAAAUUGGUAGCAAUUGCAUACAUACAGAUGUAUGUGCGCAUGCGCAGCUCCAACCGGCAUUAAUAUGCAAUAUACAAUAGUAAAUGGAAACUCCGUGCAAACAUACUUGUGUGUGUGUGUGUUUGUAUUUGUAUUUCAUGAUAUGGCCGAGUUAAUCAGUUUUGCCGGUGGAAGAAGAGAAAAUUUAUUUAUUUUAUAACUUUAACUUUUAUGAAAAAAUAUUAACGUUGUUAUUUUAUAUAUAUAUACAUACAUACCACUUACAUACUACAUAUAUAUAAAUAUAUUUUCUAAUUAAUAAACCCUUUUAAGUCAGCAAGUUUUCUAUUAUUCUAUUAUUAAAAGUAUGCAAAAACAAAAAUGUCAAAAAAAUGUCUAAUUUAGUUGAAAAUACAUAAGUACGUUGUCGUAUUGUACACCUGUUUCGCACUUUGGCUUUCCACAUAGCAAAAAGCGUAAUUUCCGCAAGAAAACAAAAGAAAUCUAAGAAUUCUAUGAAAAGUGUUUAGUAUAAAGUACAUUACAUUUACAUGUAUUGCUUGUAAAAGUUUAAAUAUUUCAAAUAAGCCACUUAAAUGUCGAUUAUUUAUGUUUGAGAGAAAUAUACACACAUUUGAAAACGUAUUGUAAUUUAAA